GCAGGAACUGAACUCUCUCUUUGCCACCGGCGAACUCCCUUCCCUCUUCUCCAACGACGAAAUGAGCGGAAUUCUUCACGCUCUGGGUCCGUCCAUCAAGAGAGACUUUCCCAGUGAGGACACUCAUCCAAUGCAGUAUUUCACCGCACGCAUCGCACGCUACUUUCGCCUGGUCAUGUGUGUCUCUCCCUCCUCUACCCUCUUCACCCCCAGUCACAAUUGUUCCCUGGUCUAAUGGGGAAAUGUCAGAUGGUCUGGGCACCAGGUUGGACCAACGUCGAACUAUCAAACUCUCUUUAUCGCACCUCCUCUCUCGCUGUCCCUCUCAAGGAAAACAUCAGGGAACCUCUGUAUGAUUGUAUGCGUGGGAUCCACCAGCUUGUCCUGAAGCAAUCAGGACACCUUCAGCUAGCAGGACACCUCCCCUCCACAGACCCCACAACAGGACAAUCAUCGGCCGAUCCUUCAUCUCUAACUUCGUUCCAGUUACUAAUGGAGAGGGUGGUUGGAAUCGAACGAGAACUGGGGGGCCACAAUUCAAACACGGGGUUCGCUGGAGAAUUCUCGACCCCCUACAUCGGACCCCUCACAUUCCGCUCUCUCCUCGAGAACUUCUGUGGAAUCUACUCCGUGAAGAAGUUGUCGCAGGAGGAGAGUGGAGCAGCUGAAGAGGGCCCUCCAGUCGCUGGAGAGGACAGAGAAAGAGGUGGGGAGGAUGAGAGAAUCUCUAGCAAUCAGCAGAAAGAGCACACGACGGUCUGCCAACAAUGCUCCCAGCUACUUGAGAAACUGACUGGGAAAUCUUGCCAGGUUGAGAGAGUGAGGGCUCUACUGAGUGGCAGUGGAAGUGUAAUGAGCGCCAUCCAGCUGACGGCAGAGGAGGAGAAGGCGAUGGCCGAGGAUUGCGAGGACGAGGAUGAGUUCCUGGCCAACCUCCUGGGGUCGUGUCUGAGGAAGAAGGGCUCGAGACUGGAGCUGCAGCUGGCAAUGGCCAGGGAGAGGGAGAGAGAUGCACAGAGAGAGGAGGAGGAGGCGAGGAAGGCCAUGAUCGCUGCCAGGGAUGAGGUGCAGUACUGUGAGGAGCGGAUCAAUCGAAACACAGUGGACCAGAUUAAGAGCCUGCCCAGUCCUCCUGCUGUGGUCUGCACCGUCAUGCAGAGUCAUGCUGACCCUCCUCAGCCAGCACAGAGGAAGAGGAGGGGGAGGAGGAGGGGGAGGGGGGAAAGGAGAGGCUUCAGAGGCACCCGAAGAAGACAGUCUUCGAUCCAGUGCCUCCUCAAGUGCCUCAGACAGCCUUAAACAGCCUAGGGCUCGAAAAGCCUCCAUCUGUCCUCCGGUGAGCACGAUUCCUCCCUCGUCCAAUCUACGAGAGGCGCGCGAGAGAUGGACAGCCAUCAAACUAGCGAUUGGAGACUCGCAGAACUUUCUGGACCUCGUCUCGGGGAUUAAUUGGAGGGACGGCCUCACAGUGGAGGCUAUGAAUCUCAUCAAGGCCCACCUGUGUACCGGGGAGGGUGGUGAAGGAGGAGGAGGUGUGAGGAAGGAGAUUGGAAGGACUGGACUCCAGACACACGGGCUGGUGACACUCUCUGCAGCGAGGCACGCGGAUGAAGUUUUGGGGAUAAUAUUCCGGUUUGCCGUCGGGAUGUUGAGGUACACGGGUCUCUUCCAGAGCCACUUGCUGGCCCACGAAAAACUCAACAGAGCUCGGCAGAGGAGCUCAGACCUUGACCAGCAGUUGAGAGGAAGUGUGGCCACGUGCCCCACCAGAGGAGGCAGACAAAUGACGGGGGUUGAGUUGAGGGAGAGAGUUGAAGAGACUGAGCUGGGUGAAGCCAGUCUCAGGAGACUAGAGGAAGAGCUGAGAGAUCUUCAGGAGGAGUUCAACGCUGCUGCUGUGAAGAAACACUCACUCGGCCAGACAUGUUCUCAGCUGGCCGAGAGCCUCAAAUCUGCCUCUCAUCUCCUGGAUAGUCUCAAGUACAGACAGGAGGCGUGGCAGUACCGUCUUGACCACACCCCCUCGGAGCAUCUCCUGGCAACCAACUGUCUCCUAGCGGCAGCAAUCACCACCUACACUGGGCCCUACCCCAUACUCUCCAGGAUCAAGAUGGUGUCAGCUCUGACUGGAGUGUGCCUCGAGACUAAGAUGGUGGCCGAGGAGGAGACCAAUCAGCUGCUCAAGAUUGAGGAGUAUCCCCUCUUUAUGAUGGGACAGACGGGGUUGUACCAGCUGGAAUUGGAGGGACUUCCCCCUGACCUCACCUCCAGAGUGUCGGCGUGUGUCAUCUCUCGAGGCCACACCCACUCCCCGCCCCUCAUAUCCGACCCAUUCAACAUGGCAGCUCCCUGGAUCUCCCGUCACUACCAAGGUUCAAGACUUGUGGACUUUGAGUCUCCCGGCCUGCAGUCCAGUCUCACUGAGGCCAUGAAGACAGGCUCCACUCUGGCAGUGACUGGAGUGGAGGGACAGAGACUAUCCUCCAAUGCUCUCCUCUCUUACCUCCUCAAAUGCCCCCAGGACACCAGCUCACGCCCCUCCAAGAUCAAGAUUGAGAAGAAAGAGGUGGAGAUUCACCCUCAUUUCAAGCUGGUGCUAGUGACUACCUCGUUGUCAAGGGAGCUCCCCAGCGAGUUGGUUGCCGCGACAACGGUGGUGGUGUUUUGGCCGGAAGUGGGCGGAGUCAGGGACUUGCUACUGGACCGGUUCCUGUGGCAACAGAACUCAAAGACUGCACAGGAGAGGGAGCACCUUCGACAUGAGGUCCACAGCCAGAGUGGGAAGAUUGAGGAGACAGAGAGAGAGCUCCUGGCUCUCCUCUCCUCUGACCUCUGUGUCCACUCUGACCACCAGACCACCAGGGACCUUCUCCUCCUCAACACAUCGCACAACAACUCCAAAGACAGUUUGGCGGGAGCUCUGGAUUCCCUGGACAGGAUGACCCGGGUUCAGCUGUCCUCUCUCUCCUCCCUCGCCUCGCGAGCCGCUCUCAUCUCCUCCGUGGUCAUGGCAACAGGGAUUUCCCUCCCGCUGUACACCGUUUCUUACGACUAUGUGGAGUCAGUGUUCCUGUCUUUCCUGGAGCAGAUGGGGAGUCACGUGCAGGGGGCGGAGUCAGUGGUGGAGAAGAUGACCCGGUUUGCCUAUCAGCACUUCUCCAGAGGAAUGGUGGAGAGGGACAGGCUUCUUCUGGCCUUCUCCCUCGUUCUACAGCUGGAGCUGAGUGGAGGAGUGGUGACCCACCAUGAGAUCAGCUACCUCCUCAGACCCUCUCCAGGGAGGGAGUAUGCAGUGAAGGGACUGGCGACCCAGACCGGGGUGGACCUCACCCACUCCACACCAGUCUCUCUCGGCCGGAGACCUUACGACUGGAUACUGGAGGCUCAGUGGCAGUCUCUUCUGAUGUUGGCAUCUCAUUUCCUGUGGGCACAGAGAGCUCUGCGACUCUCCAUGUCAGACGAUGCCCAGGGUCUCCAGGCUAACAUGAGACACAUUUUUCAGUCCAAGCACCCGGAACUGUACGUCACAAUGGGGGACAAGAGACUGGACGAGAAGGCUCUGAAAGAAGGUCGCAAUCUCAUACAAAUACUGCUACUGAACAGCGGUAUUCGUCCAGAUAGACUUGCUCUCUCCAUUCAAGCUGUGUCCGAGGCUGUACUAGUGCCACCCAGGUCUUCCUAUGACAUGCCAGUGGAGCUCCGAAAGUUUCACAAGACCUGUAGCAAGGGGAAAACCCCCCUCGUUAUCUUCCAUGACGACCCUCACCUUCCGACCAAUCAGAUCAGAGCUCUUGCCAGAAAACUCCACGUACCAUUGAGAGUGGUGUGUGUGCACGGGACAGGGGAGACUGAGGUGGAGGCAGUCAGAGAGGCUCUGGCCGUCACCAGCUCACAAGGAGGGUGGCUCCUGCUCCACAACAUUCAGGAGUCAGAGGACGUCGUGAGUGAGUUGACGUCUCUGCUCCGGACCUACCCUCCCAGUGAUGGCUGGAGGGUGUGGCUCUCCGUCCACGCAGGAAGUGUGACAUCACUUCCUGUCAGUCUCCUCCACGGCGUCUGUAGAGUUGUCCUGGACACGCCCUCAUCUCUGAAGGGGUCUCUGCUGUACACCCUGGCCUCAAUGCCUCCAGAUCUCUUCUCGGCCAGCACCAGAGUGGAGUGGCUGCCCCUCCUCCACUCCUCCGCCCUCCUCUUCCCCCUCCUCCGUACCAGGAGAGAGAUGCACACCAUCUCAUGGAGAUACUGCCCCCCUCUUCCUCACACCUUACUCACAGAUUUCCUCCGCUAUCUGAAGACGGUGGUCCAGGUUCAGAAUGAGACUACUUCAACCGGUGGCUACGCCCCUCUCUCGUGGAGUGGCCUUCGUCACAUGCUCUCUGAGGUGUUCUUUGGGUCUCUCGUCUGUGACCCUGUUGACCUUCGUACUCUGACCUCCUGGUUGAAGCGUGGAUCCAUCCUGGAGGUCCUCGCAGGGAACCUGAGCUGUAUCACAUUCCGAAGCUGUUCUUCACUCCCGGGACACGCCCUUCCCUCCUCUGCCAGGAGGUGGAGUCGGCCAUGCCCCCUCUCCUCGUGACCCCUGACCUCUGUGGACUAAACACCUCCCCCGAGAUCAAGAUAGGUCACCUGGAGACCCUGCUCCCCUCCCUCGCCUCCCUCCUCUCCCUCCUCCACCUACACUCGCCCCUGCAAUCUUCUGACCACACCCACCAGACACGCCCACUUCCACACGGUCGACUCGAGGAUUAUGCAACUCGUCACCUACUGACUCUGCCCACUGCCGUACCUGAAAAACUUCCAUCGUGGGUCCCCAUUCCAUCCCAUGUCGUGGAAUGGAGUAUGGGAGACAGUCACAUUCCCAUUCCUACAGACAUUGGUACCAGUAUCUGCAAUAUCAGACUAUCCCUGGAGGCCACUAUCAGGAAAAUACAAGAAAUUCUACCAUCUGGCUGGACUAAGGAAACCGUUUCAGAGAGACUGAGCCACCACCAGAACUCCUUGCUUGCCUUCCAACACUUCAUGACCUCCGAGACCUCUCAGAUGACCUCUGCACUCUCUGCUAUUAACUCCUCCCUCUCCUCCCUCUCCCUCGUCCUCCAGACUUCCUCUCGCGGGGACCCCCACUCCCUUUCCUCACACCUCUCCCUCCUCACCCUCUCCCUCCUUUCUCACAGGGUCCCCUCUUUCUGGGUACAAUCCGUGGGAACAUCAGCGGCCCCCCAGAACUGGCCCCUUGGGGAGUGGGUUCGCGACCUCGCACUCAGACGGGCGUUCCUGGAUCAAGUUUUGACAGUGGGUGUGGCCAAGGUCCCCGCCUACUGGCUGGGAGCAUUUUUUAACCCUCGUGCCUUCCUCAGUGUUGUCACCCAGCAUGUUCUGCAGUCUCACUGUGGAGGUUGUGGAGCCAGUGAAGACACCUUCUUUCUGGCCGAAGUCACUCCCAGAAACAAGGACCACGUUCGUGACCCCCCACCGGAGGGCGAGGUCUUUGUCUACGGCUGCUACAUGUGGGGCUGUCGCGUGGAACGCUCUGCCAACAUAGAGUUCCAAGACCUCCCUCCCAAACACCACUCCCCCACCCCCCUCCCCCUCCUCCAUCUCGCUCUGACCACACCCACCAACUCCACGGCAACCACCGAGGCUGCUCCAGGAGGGGGCGUGGCAAAAGGGGCGGAGUCAAAGACAAACACGCCGUACCACUGCCCGGUUUUUGAGAACCACAGAGAGAGGAAGGAGAGUGAAGAGAGGAAAGAGAUAGUUCGUCUCAUAGUCCAGAAUUCCGAGGUUCCGUCUUCGAGAUGGGCCAUGCGGAGCAUCUCCUGUACUCUCAGACCCUUUUAACCCAUUACACACUAACAUUUUUAACCCUUUGCCCACACUAGCAAAACCUUUUUAACCCCAUUGUCACUGUAUUUAUUGAGCAAGUGUAUGAGACAUCACAUAAUGCAGACACAUGAAUACACGGCCAGAAAAUCCGAGACAAUAUGAGCAAUUAAAUAAACGAAAAACAUAUUUGAAACAACUAAAAUUACGGCUAAUUUGUGAUUAAUUAAGACUGGUGAUUGGAGGGGGAUGGGUGGGGAAUCCCCUCCAGUACAGGGAAGGGAUGAGCCUCAGUGUUCAACACCCACUGAAUCUAGAGGCAGCACCGA
Geodia barretti is the source of this 6152-nucleotide messenger RNA. NCBI's taxonomy places the organism in Eukaryota, Metazoa, Porifera, Demospongiae, Tetractinellida, Geodiidae. The record is from the annotation of a GenBank genome assembly.